AUGAAUGCAGACCACGUUGCCGAUGGUCCCACGCAUGUGCAUGGCACCGUGGAGAUCCUCUCUGGCGCCGCCCCGAUCGAAAGCGAAAACAUUGGCACUGCUCUUGACAGACUUCAUGACGACACAGAAAAGGCCCCUCUAGAUGUUGACGGGAGAGAGCCAACGGAGGAAGAAAAGGCCACUCUUCGAAAGGUCGCUGGAACCAUUCCAUGGAUUUCCUGGGUACUCUGCGUUGCCGAGGUUGCUGAGCGCGCGAGUUAUUAUGGUGCCAGUCAGGUAUUCAACGACUUUAUGCAGUUUCCUCUUCCUAAGGGUGGCAAUGGAAGCGGUGCCGUUCCAAAGAGCAACCCUAAUGGCCAUGCGGGCGCAUUGAACCAAGGACUUCAGUUUGCUUCGGCGUUUAGCACCCUGUUCACGUUUUUGGCCUAUGUCUUCCCCAUCCUGGGCGCCUAUAUCGCCGACACACGUCUCGGACGCUUCAAGACAAUCAUCCUCGGCGUUGUCAUCGGUGCUGUUGCCCAUGUCAUCAUGAUUGGCGGAGCUGCUCCGUCUCUUCUCAAGGCCGGCAAAGGCCUCGCACCCUUCAUUGUCUCUUUCUUCACCCUGGCCAUCGGUGCCGGUAUCUUCAAGCCCAACGUCGCACCGAUCGUUGCCGACCAAUAUAAAGACCAGCGACAGCUUAUCAAGACGCUCAAAUCAGGAGAAAAGGUCAUUGUUGAUCCGGAAACGACGAUCCAGAGAGUGUUCUUAAUCUUCUACGCCGCGGUAAACGUCGGUGCCUUUUUCGCCAUUGCGACCACGUAUACUGAGAAAUAUGUUGGCUUCUGGUUGUCUUUCCUGCUGCCGGGUAUUGUCUAUUUCCUGCUGCCCUUCCUCUUGCUGAGCAUCUAUAAGAAGAUCAUCAAUAAGAAGCCUCAAGGAUCUGAGAUAGUCAACUUUUUCAAGAUUAUUUGGGCCAGUCUCAGAUAUAAUAAGUUUCAGGUUUGGAAGAAGGAUUUUUGGUCAGCAGCCACUCCAACCAAGCUGUCAGAGCGAGGGGUUCAGGUAGGAUGGACGGACCGAGCUGUGUUGGACGUGCAGCGCACCAUGGAAGCCUGUGUCAUCUUCCUCUAUUUCCCCGUCUAUAAUAUCAACGACGGAGGUGUUGGUGCUGUUCAGUCGAACCAAGGCGCAUCCAUGACGAACAAUGGAGCACCGACCGAUUUGCUUGGCAACUUCAAUCCUCUCGUCAUUAUCGCUGUCGCGCCGGUCCUUUCUCACGGCUUGUAUCCUCUCUUGGCCAGGUAUGGUAUCAAAUUUGGCCCCAUCCGCCGCAUGACGUUUGGCUUCAUGCUCGCAGCCAUCUCCGGUGCUAUUGGUGCCAUUGUCCAGUGGAGAGUGUAUGAGACGAGCCCCUGCGGCUACCAGGCCAGCACAUGCGACGACGUGUCUUCCAUCAACAUCUGGUGGCAGAUUCCCAAUGUUGCUCUCGGUGCCAUUUCCGAGCUUUUCUGUAACGUCACAGCAUACGAGUUGGCGUACUCGCGCUCGCCGCCUCAUCUUAAGUCUGUCGUCUUUGCUCUCUUCUUAUUCACCACCGCCCUGUCGAGCGCUCUCGGCGAGAUUCUGAUCCCGGCUAUUGCCGACCCGCAUUUGAUUUGGGUUUGGGGUGGUCCAGCCAUUGCGCUCUUCGUCCAAACAAUCGUCUUCUGGAUCAGACAUCAUAAACUCGAUGAUGAUGUCUAUAUGCUGGAGCAGGACACACCAACACACUCGCAAGCUCGGUUAAGUCACUCGGACACAGUGGAGGAGAAUGUAGUAAGAGAUGUAGAGAAGGCAUGA
This is a messenger RNA of Trichoderma gamsii, 1821 nucleotides long. RefSeq lists its product as hypothetical. The transcript is spliced from 5 exons. The coding region runs from base 1 to 1821 and encodes 606 amino acids. Gene Ontology annotation, biological process: transmembrane transport; oligopeptide transport. The record is from RefSeq and is a predicted model, not a curated record. NCBI's taxonomy places the organism in Eukaryota, Fungi, Ascomycota, Sordariomycetes, Hypocreales, Hypocreaceae. Gene Ontology annotation, molecular function: dipeptide transmembrane transporter activity. Gene Ontology annotation, cellular component: membrane.